CUGUUUGCUUUCUCUCUAUGAGUUGUCUUGAGCGAUGUCCUCCCAAAACGAAGCGUCUACCAGUUUUCACUCAUUUCCUCAAAUGUCGCACCAAGAAAAGACGGAUAUCAGGCGUGUACAAGGCCAGAUAUCUUGCGCUGAGUGUCGUAGAUUAAAACUCAGAUGCGACAAGAAGAUACCCUGCAGCUCGUGCGUCAGAAGGGGAUGUGUUUCGCUCUGUCCAACUAAAGCCUUAGCUACUGCGCCAACGAAACGAAUCAUAACAUCCGAUACAACUGCCUUGCAUAAGAAGAUUCGGGCCAUGAAUCAGCAUAUCGGAAAGCUAGAAGAUGCACUUUCAACCCUGCAAGCGACUGUUUCAUCUGAACCACACCCUCUCCUUGCCGGAGCCCCGCGUCUUCCAAAGAUAGAGCAACGGACAAAUAGCUUCUCUGACGAUUGGAAAACAGUAGAAAUUGUCGACGCACUCGGAACGUUGUCCCUCGGUAAAGAGGUCGGCGAUGCAAGAUACCUUGGGCGUUCGGCCGUGUCAGAAAGUCUACUAGAAGGUAGCCCUGAAAUACAGGGCGUAACGGACGAAGACGAUUUCAUUCCUACUCAUGAAAUUGCACAGCUCGUGAAUUCGUUCCCGUUUGCACCUGACAGUAUCUGGGAUGUUGAAAGCUCCAUGAAGUUGAUACUCUCUUAUCUUCCGGAAAGAGAGCGUGCUUGGGCUCUUGCUGAACAAUUCCUAACCCACAACUUCUGGUAUAUUCGCACGGUUUCAAGGGAAGAGCUCUUUGACGAGCUGCUGACUCCUAUCUAUCAAUUUUCAUCCUUCCUGGACGACGCGGGCUUUACAGACUUAGAGAACACUGUUCCUUUACCUCCCACGCGUCUCGCCGUUUUAUUCAUUUGUCUUGCUCUUGGAUCCCUGGCAGACCUCAGCACGCCAAUGUACAGUACUGAAUCAGCCCUUUUCUUCAACCUUAGCCGUGCAACCCUGGCACUCCAUCCGGUCCUCGUCUCGCCAGACCUAGCCUCCAUACAAGCUCUCACAUUGAUUGGGUCUUACUAUGGUACCGGGGGCCCGAACUAUAGCAUAGAAGCUACUUGGGUAUGUUUGACAUUCGCGGCUAAGCUAACUCAUAGUCUCGGACUACAUCGUGAAAGCCCAAGAUGGGGUUUGGAUGAUAAAACGAUUCAACGACGACGGGCGAUAUUUUGGGAGUUGUACACGUUCGAUGGACUCAUUAGCCUAGACUUAGGCAGACCGCCGUCUCUCUUUACAGCCCAUAGUGAUACGCCGUUACCAUUCGAUGACGAUGAUGGCGUCGAUGAUCAAGGGAACCCGGAGCCGGGAUUCCACCGUUGGCGAAUGACUUUCAGCAGGGAUGUCAUGACUGCCAUUUCCAACGUCACUCUUUCACCCGGUAUGCCUGAUUACCAAACCAUCCUUGACCUCGACCGGCUUGUGCGGGAGCAUCCCCUCCCCCAGAAAUAUGACCCAUUACGUUCUCUGUCCAAUGCGGUUGAGAAGGGUUUUACUAGUGGCGAAGAAGGCGGUGGAUACGAAGUAUGGUUGAUGACCUUGAAGGGUCACCAUCUUAACCAGUUCAGAGCAGUAGUGGUUAUGCAUGUACAUCGGGCUUUCUUUGCGCAGGCUCUCCUGCAGUCCCCGUCUGACCCAUUGGGGACUGUUUACGCACCGUCGUUUCUCGCCGCUUAUCAGAUUGCCUCGACAAUGGUCCACCUGAAUGUCAAGAAUUUUUACAAGUAUCCCAACGUGCUUUCCAGGUAUUGGGAGAUUUGGACCGGCCUCCUCAGUGCUGGUAUAAUUCUCGGACUGAUUGUUGCAAGAUCACCUUCAAAUCCCAUCGCGGCCGACGCUUAUGAAGAGCUGGAGCUCGCGGUGGACCUCUUCAAAAUGGGUGCUCCCAAAUCUGACAAAGCCAGACGUAGUCUAAACGUGUUGCUUCGAAUGUAUGAAAAGGCAACCAAGGCAUACGUAUCAACAACCUCUCCGGGAAAUACUGCGAUGGGAAGAUUGAACGUGGUUCGAGAAGAUGCGGACGCCCUGCAUACGUUGGAAACAUUUGCAGGUUACACAAAACUUUUAAUGAAGAAGAUGAGGUCUUCAAGAAGAACUCCAGACACUCAGAGAAAUGAAUUUCCGGAAGCGUCUGGGCAGUAUCAAUCGGAUACAUCUGACUCUGAAAUGUUCCCUUCUUCAGAACAUGUAACACAAUCCACUCUCGAAUCCCGCUAUUCUUUCCCUUUCUCGUCUCCUUCGUCAUCCUCUUCGUCAUAUCCAUCCCCAUCUUCUGCUGCCGGCCAAUCUAACGACCCUAUUCCACUUUGGCAAUCUCCCACUGACCUACCGGUCGACCGACCUGGAUUUAUUAGCAAUACUUCUAAAUCAUCGUCUAGCGGGGCUUCCUCGUACAGCUCUCAAUCGUACACAUCUGGGAUCUCAUCAUUCAGAUAUGGUCCGGGCACAUCGCGAGACGUACCACCUGCUGCUGGUCAGUAUCAUCCGCCUACACGGUCCACUACCCAACGUGAGUACUGGAAUGACAACCAGGAUCAACUUACACCAUUACCCGUACAUCAUAGAGGUGGCUAUGAUGCAAAGCCUUCCUGGGUGUCAACCCAAGCACAAGGAUCAGAUCCCUAUUUUGAAUCCGGAACGAGUCAAAGCAGGGGGCAUAUGAAACAAGGUCCUUUCAGUCAAUCACCACCAAGCCAAACCCCUUUCGCAGUAACUCCUCUCAUGAUGUCGGUGGAUGCACAAUGGGUGGAAUUGAUGCGAGACGAGGGUGUUUACGGUCCAAGGUAGCCUAUGUUUCCUCGUCCGCUCCCAGCACCUCAUCGUGAAUAAUCCGUGAGUUCUCUGUACAUUAAUGUAUGCAAUCUUUUGGUGUAUAAGUAGUUGGCAAUUAUGUGUAUGUAGUAAUAGGUAGAUUCAUAGCCUGGCCCCGCCCGGGGGUGUAGUCCUAAUAAGGUAGCCGGUCUCGAUAAUCAAACAUCGAGGAAGAGUUCAUGAAUGAGUUCAAGUUCCAUACCACGGUGCCGCGACAUAAUUUAAGAAACAUGCCGUGCGACGUACCAGAAUCCAAACGAACGUUAUGAAAGCCUUUGGCUAGAAUAUAAUGGAGACAUAUUUAUGUAGUUGAAA
Molecule: messenger RNA, 3157 nt
Organism: Lentinula edodes (shiitake mushroom)
Lineage: Eukaryota; Fungi; Basidiomycota; Agaricomycetes; Agaricales; Omphalotaceae
Product: fungal-specific transcription factor domain-containing protein
Exons: 15
Coding region: 35-2818 (927 amino acids)
Biological process (GO): DNA-templated transcription; regulation of DNA-templated transcription
Molecular function (GO): zinc ion binding; DNA-binding transcription factor activity, RNA polymerase II-specific; DNA binding
Source: RefSeq, a predicted model, not a curated record